ACACACCGUGGUGGAUACGAUUUCUCCUGCUUUGGCAGCAUCUGGUAGCCUGGACCCUCCUUCCCCCUGGGGCCUGAGGCAUUGCCCAUUAGCCUGGAGGAGGAAGAGAAGCUGAAGCCCCAGCCCCUCCCAGGGGCCAGGACAAGGGGCUCAGGCACCACCAACCAUGGGCAGCUAUGAAAUGAGGGGCUUCCUUUGGAAAUUUAGCCUGGUCUUCCCUCUGCUGACUGUGGGCCCUGGGGGCUGCAGUCACAUCUCCAGCAACCAAGUUGUAUUGCUUGAUACAACCACUGCAAUUGGAGAGCUAGGAUGGAAAACCUAUCCUCUAAACGGGUGGGAUGCCAUAACAGAAAUGGAUGAAUAUAAUCGCCCCAUCCAUACUUACCAGGUAUGUAAUGUUAUGGAACCCAACCAAAACAACUGGCUUCGUACAAAUUGGAUCUCCCGUGAUGCAGCCCAGAAAAUUUAUGUGGAAAUGAAGUUUACACUGAGAGACUGCAACAGCAUUCCAUGGGUACUGGGGACAUGCAAAGAAACAUUUAACCUCUACUACCUGGAAUCAGAUGAAUCCCAUGGAAUUAAAUUCAAGCCAAACCAGUACAGUAAAAUUGAUACUAUUGCGGCUGAUGAGAGUUUUACUCAAAUGGAUUUGGGUGAUCGCAUCCUUAAACUGAACACAGAAGUUCGUGAGGUGGGACCGAUAAACAGGAAAGGAUUUUUUCUUGCUUUUCAAGAUAUUGGUGCGUGCAUUGCUUUGGUCUCUGUCCGUGUUUACUACAAAAAGUGUCCUUUCACUGUUCGAAAUUUGGCUAUGUUUCCUGAUACUAUUCCAAGGGUUGAUUCUUCCUCUUUAGUGGAAGUACGAGGUUCCUGUGUGAAGAGUGCUGAGGAGCGGGACACUCCAAAAUUAUACUGUGGAGCAGAUGGGGAUUGGCUUGUGCCUCUAGGACGAUGUAUCUGCAGUGUUGGAUAUGAAGAAGUGGAAGGUUCCUGCCAUGCUUGCAAAUCAGGAUUCUAUAAAGCGUUUGCUGGGAAUAUAAAGUGUUCCAAGUGCCCUCCACACAGUCAAACUUUUGUGGAAGCAACAUCCGUGUGUCAGUGUGAAAAAGGUUACUUUCGAGCUGAGAAGGAUCCACCAACUAUGGCAUGUACCCGGCCUCCUUCUGCUCCAAGGAAUGUUAUUUUUAACAUAAAUGAAACAGCUCUUAUGUUGGAAUGGAGCCCACCAAGUGACACAGGAGGGAGAAAAGACCUCACCUAUAGUGUAAUUUGUAAGAAAUGUGGUUCUGAUGCCAGCCAGUGUGAGAUAUGCGGAGGAGGAAUCCGAUUCGUUCCAAGACAUAGUGGGCUAAUCAAUUCCUCAGUGACGGUGCUUGAUUUUAUAUCCCAUGUGAACUACACUUUUGAAAUAGAAGCCAUGAACGGAGUCUCCGAAUUAAGUUUUUCACCCAAGCAGUUCACAGCUAUCACAAUUACCACAGACCAAGAUGCACCCUCCUUGAUAGGUAUGGUCAGGAAGGACUGGGCUUCCCAAAACAGCAUUGCCCUCUCAUGGCAAGAGCCUGAUUUUCCUAAUGGAGCCAUUCUGGACUACGAGAUCAAGUACUAUGAGAAAGUCUACCCACGGAUAGCGCCGGCAUUUUGGCACUACCUGCGGGUAGAAGAGCAUGAGCAGCUCAGCUAUUCCUCCACAAGGUCGAAGGCUCCAAGUGUUAUCGUCACAGGCCUUAAACCAGCCACCAAGUACAUAUUUCAUAUCAGAGUCAGGACUGCAACAGGAUACAGUGGCUAUAGCCAGAAGUUUGAAUUUGAAACUGGAGAUGAAACUUCAGAUAUAGCAGCAGAACAGGGGCAGAUUCUGGUCAUUGCCACGGCUGCUGUUGGUGGAUUUACUCUCCUAGUCAUCCUCACCCUGUUCUUCCUCAUCACUGGAAGGUGCCAGUGGUAUAUAAAGGCAAAAAUGAAGUCUGAAGAAAAACGAAGAGCUCAUUUGCAAAAUGGACAUUUGCGAUUUCCAGGAACCAAAACAUACAUUGAUCCAGACACAUAUGAAGACCCAUCACUGGCUGUUCAUGAAUUUGCUAAGGAAAUAGAUCCAUCACGAAUUCGUAUUGAGAGAGUUAUUGGGGCAGGUGAAUUUGGAGAAGUGUGCAGUGGUCGCCUAAAAACACCCGGGAAAAGGGAGAUUCCUGUGGCAAUAAAAACUUUGAAAGGUGGAUAUGUGGACAGACAGCGACGGGAUUUCCUACGAGAAGCUAGUAUCAUGGGACAGUUUGAUCACCCAAAUAUUAUCCGCCUUGAAGGAGUUGUUACAAAAAGAUCCUUCCCGACCAUUGGGGUGCAGUCUCUUUGCCCAAGAUUCCUGAGGGAAGGAUUUUUAAAUAACAUUCCAGCCCCACAUCCUCUGUCAAGGGGAGGAUCUUUACCCCCCAGGAUUUCCUCUGGCAGACCAGUAAUGAUUGUGGUUGAAUACAUGGAGAAUGGAUCCCUUGACUCCUUUCUACGGAAGCAUGAUGGCCACUUCACAGUCAUCCAGCUGGUUGGCAUGCUACGUGGAAUUGCUUCUGGCAUGAAAUACCUCUCAGAUAUGGGCUAUGUACAUCGAGACUUGGCAGCUCGGAAUAUUUUGGUCAACAGUAAUCUCAUGUGUAAAGUCUCUGAUUUUGGAUUAUCACGGGUAUUAGAGGAUGACCCUGAAGCAGCUUAUACAACAAGUGGUGGAAAAAUUCCCAUAAGAUGGACAGCUCCUGAAGCUAUAGCCUACAGGAAGUUCUCUUCAGCAAGUGACGCAUGGAGUUAUGGGAUUGUCAUGUGGGAAGUGAUGUCAUAUGGAGAAAGACCAUACUGGGAGAUGUCCAACCAAGAUGUCAUUCUGUCUAUAGAAGAAGGCUAUAGGCUUCCAGCUCCCAUGGGCUGCCCAGCUUCUCUCCAUCAGCUAAUGCUUCAUUGCUGGCAAAAGGAGAGAAACCACCGCCCAAAGUUCACUGACAUCGUCAGCUUCCUGGACAAAUUGAUACGCAACCCCAGCUCUCUUCAUACACUAGUGGAAGAUGUACUUGUAAUGCCAGAUUCACCUGGUGAACUUCCAGAAUACCCUUUCUUUGUAUCAGUCAGUGAUUGGCUGGACUCAAUAAAAAUGGGCCAAUACAAAACAAACUUCAUGGCAGCAGGGUAUACAACUAUGGAUCUUGUUUCAAGAAUGAGUAUCGAUGACAUUAGAAGAAUUGGUGUUGUACUUAUUGGACACCAGAGACGAAUAGUGAGCAGUUUACAGACUUUGCGAUUACACAUGAUGCACAUACAGGAGAAAGGAUUUCAUGUAUGAAAGUUCUAGAAGCAACUGUGUUUUGUGCCUCAGCAUUUCUAAAAUGGAAGAUACUCUCAUUCCUUCUUUCUGCUCUUUCCAGCUUCAAGAACUGCAACUUCCUAUUCAUACGAUAAACACAUAAUGUUUAUGUUAAUACUUCCAACGUGGAAUUUUUAAUCACUCUGCAUAGUUCCUUCCUCUAUUAACUGCCAAUAACAACCUGGCCCACUGCAAGACUGUUGCUACACAAUGGUGAAUAGCUCGGCAUGGAUGUUUGACUUUGUAUAACAGUAAGAGUAUCUGGAAAACUUUCAUGGACUUCUUUGAAAGUUAAAGCCUUCAUGGCUAGAAGUGGCUACCUUCUUGAUGUAUUAGAGUUUGAUGGUAGAUUACAAAAAAAGAAAAGAAAAAGUAAUUGACAUUACUUUUGAUGUUUUGUGACCAUUUAGCUUCCAAUAUAAAAUGUGCAAUCAAGAAAAAGAGUUUGACAUAAAUAUUUAUUUUAUUGUUAACUAAAUCCCAAAUGUAUGGGUUGUAUUGUUAUGUUUCCUUUGUAAUGGUUGAUUUGCUGGUAUGCUGGUAUGGAAGUUGUAAGAAUUCUUGGUCAAAAUGAGCAAUGAAAACUUAUAGUGAAUACUUGUGCUUGUGGACAGGUGGAAGUAGAUAACUGGAAAGGGUGAUAGGUUAUCAAGUUUUCGUGAUGCCAAAUGUUUUUGUUUGGCUGUCAGAUUUCUCCCUAUAAAGUUUAGAGUAGGUUUCAAAAUUAAUUUAAACAUUGGCUAGUUUUACUGUUACUAAUUUUUUAAU
Molecule: messenger RNA, 4114 nt
Organism: Elgaria multicarinata webbii
Lineage: Eukaryota; Metazoa; Chordata; Lepidosauria; Squamata; Anguidae
Gene: EPHA6
Product: EPH receptor A6
Exons: 19
Coding region: 167-3325 (1052 amino acids)
Biological process (GO): axon guidance; ephrin receptor signaling pathway; protein phosphorylation
Cellular component (GO): dendrite; plasma membrane
Molecular function (GO): ATP binding; protein binding; transmembrane-ephrin receptor activity
Source: RefSeq, a predicted model, not a curated record